Myzus persicae (green peach aphid) is the source of this 2525-nucleotide messenger RNA. RefSeq names its product four and a half LIM domains protein 2 (gene Lmpt). Gene Ontology annotation, molecular function: zinc ion binding; transcription coregulator activity. Gene Ontology annotation, cellular component: Z disc; nucleus. Lineage: Eukaryota; Metazoa; Arthropoda; Insecta; Hemiptera; Aphididae. Bases 376 to 2046 code for a protein of 556 amino acids. The record is from RefSeq and is a predicted model, not a curated record. The transcript has 10 exons.
AUCAUAAUAGUCCGGUGCCGCCGCUAUACACGUGUGUCUGAAACAAUAUAAUAUUAUUAUUGUAAGCUAUAACGUACACAAUAAAAUUAUAAACCAUACAUGGUACAUUAUAUUAUAUUGUAUUACUUGAGAUCGCGGUAAAGUUCUAAUACAGUGAUAGUGCGCCGCGACGUGAUUUUAACAACUCUGGUACAAGACAGCCGAUAUAAUAUUGUGAGAUAUAGGUACAAAUACUCAGCCGCCACCGUGUGUUGUUGCUUUUCGUUUUCGCCGUGGUGUAAUACAAUAUACGAUAUGAGUCGUAAACAUCUUGGCGUAUCGGUUACAUAACGUUAUCAUAAUAUUAUCCGGCCAACAGGACCGGUGCCGAAGGAUAUGCUAGACCUAAAAGCUCACUGUUGUCCACUUUACAGCGGACUGGACUCGCCGCUAAUCCCUUGGCCGGGGCUCAAGUUUGCAUGCGUCCGAAUACUCGAACUUUACGGCAAAGUCUUCGGGCAAGAAGAGCUUUGCGAACUUAUUAUUAGGAAGACAUGCGGUAGCUGCAAAUGCACGAAAGACUCGCACGAUGUGCUGCACGAGGAGUGGGUCAACGUUCGCGACCGGCUUGGUUUCAAGCCCGUUCAAGACCCGGACAAGAGAGUGUCGAAGGAAAGGUCUUACAGCCAAGGGUACUCAUGGGUUCCUCCUGGGCUGCCUAGUCACAAGGUAGAGAAGUACUUCAACAGUUUACCGUCCAACAAAGUUCCUAAACUGGGAACGGCUGGCGAGAAGUACAGAGACAAGCAGGUAGUCGUACAACUACCGAAACAAGACUUAGCCUUGACUUAUUGUAAACAUGUGGAACAAAGGCAUCAUCAGAGCUACGAAGACUUCAUAAAUGCAAGAAACGAGAUAGCUUUAGACAUCGGAUAUGCUAGAGAAUGUACUUACCACGUGGAAUGUCCGAAAUGUAAGAAAAACGUCGAACCAGGUGAAAUAGGAGUAUUCGCGUCUAAAUUUGGCGAUACAGUUUUAUGGCAUCCGACGUGUUUCACUUGUACCGAAUGCCAAGAGCUCCUUGUCGACCUAACUUACUGUCUGUACGAAGAUCAUUUGUAUUGUGAACGUCAUUAUGCACAACAAUUCAAACCGAGGUGUUCGGCUUGCGAUGAGCUAAUUUUCAGUGGAGAAUACACCAAGGCUAUGAACAAGGACUGGCAUUCCGGUCACUUCUGUUGCUGGCAAUGUGACGAAUCGUUAACAGGACAGAGGUAUGUGCUCAGAGACGACCAUCCGUAUUGCAUCAAAUGCUACGAAUCUGUGUUCGCCAACCCUUGCGACGAAUGCGACAAGACCAUCGGAAUCGACUCUAAAGAUUUGUCGUACAAGGAUAAACAUUGGCACGAAGCUUGUUUCUUGUGCAGCAAAUGUCGCGUCUCGUUGGUGGACAAACAGUUUGGAUCGAAAGUGGAGAAAAUCUAUUGCGGAAAUUGCUACGACACUCAGUUCGCUGCUAGAUGCGACGGUUGUGGAGAUAUAUUCCGCGCAGGAACGAAAAAGAUGGAGUACAAGACCAGACAGUGGCACGAGAAAUGUUUCAGCUGCGUUGUGUGCAAGUCGGCCAUCGGCACCAAGAGCUUUAUACCCAGGGAACAGGAAGUUUACUGCGCCACUUGCUACGAGGAAAAGUUCUCGACCCGCUGCGUUAAGUGUGACAAGAUUAUCACUAGUGGCGGAGUGACAUAUAAAAACGAACCUUGGCACAGGGAAUGCUUCACGUGUAGCCAUUGCAGCACGUCGCUGGCUGGACAGCGUUUCACGUCCAGAGACGAAAAGCCGUACUGUGGAGAUUGCUUUGGAGAGUUGUUCGCCAAAAGGUGCACUUCAUGUGUAAAACCGAUUACAGGAAUCGGCGGCACUAGAUUCAUCUCGUUCGAGGAUCGCCACUGGCACAACGAUUGUUUCAUCUGCGCCUCCUGCAAGACCUCGCUGGUUGGCAGGGGCUUCAUCACCGACGCCGAAGACAUCAUUUGCCCGGAAUGCGCCAAGCAGAAGCUCAUGUAAACACGGCCGCGCACCUGAUCGACACGACCACCACCCCCGCACUCCAUCGUAUGACCGUAAUACGUUAUGUCCAUCAACGCCGUCUUUAAGUCACUAUAAUAAUAUAUAAUGUCAUAAGAUUUAACGCAACACACACGAGAUAAAAAAAUGAAUUGUCAAAAAAAUAAAAAAAACCAACCCGUCGUCUUUGUAUGGCUUACGCGAGGCACCUAACCCACCACCAUCACCACCACCAUCACCACCACCAUCACCACCGUACACAUACCACUCGGUGACGACGCAGUGGCGGCGAUUCAUUUUGUCCGUCUGAUAUAAAUUUUAUGUCCGAGUUCCGCGGCACCGGAUCCGCGUUAUUUAUUUAUUUGUUUUUAUUUAUUCGUACGUUUUUCAUGUAUCGACACGUGUGCCUUAACGUAUCUAAAGUAUAUCGUAUCACUAUAUAUAGAAAACAUGUAUUAGAUAUUGAUAAAUAAUAUAUA